Messenger RNA from Labrus mixtus (cuckoo wrasse), 783 nucleotides. RefSeq names its product ras-related protein Rab-18. Gene Ontology annotation, molecular function: GTPase activity; GTP binding. Lineage: Eukaryota; Metazoa; Chordata; Actinopteri; Labriformes; Labridae. The record is from RefSeq and is a predicted model, not a curated record. The coding region runs from base 130 to 744 and encodes 204 amino acids. The transcript is spliced from 7 exons.
CUUUUACUGUCAUACUAUCUUUGUUGCGAGCAAGCUGUAAACAGGGGACGCAAGUUUGUGAAGACUGCGCUUUAAAACAGGCUGUUUUAGCUUUUUAUUGACAAUAACGCCGCUUACCGUGAACUGAACAUGGAAGACGACGUACUAACGACGCUGAAAAUAUUGAUUAUAGGAGAAAGUGGUGUUGGCAAGUCAAGCCUCCUCUUGAGAUUUACAGAUGACACAUUUGACCCGGAACAAACGGCAACAAUAGGUGUUGACUUCAAAGUGAAAACCAUUUCUGUGGACGGUAACAAGGCAAAGCUUGCAAUAUGGGACACUGCAGGACAGGAGCGUUUCCGAACGCUGACGCCCAGCUACUACCGCGGUGCCCAGGGAGUAAUCCUGGUGUACGAUGUCACGAGACGGGAAACCUUCACCAAGCUCGACAACUGGCUCAACGAGUUAGAGACAUACUGCACAAGGAACGACCUCGUCAAAAUGCUCGUGGGGAAUAAAAUCGACAGGGAAAACCACGAGCUCGACCGGGCCGAAGGCUUGAAGUUUGCAAGAAAACAUUCCAUGCUUUUUAUAGAGGCGAGUGCCAAGACCAGGGACGGUGUUCAGUGUGCGUUUGAGGAGCUGGUGGAGAAGAUUAUUCAGACCCCCGGUCUAUGGCAGAGCGAGAACCACGGCCGAGGAGUCCAGCUCACCGACGAGGACGCGGGAGGCGGAACCUGCGGAGGCUACUGCUCCCUGGUCUAGACAAACGAUGGAAAACACCUUCACACACAGACACAUGUU